AUGUCGUUCCCCUCUUUUCCCAAGUUUCCCAAGUUUCCCGCUGAGGUCCAAGACAAAAUAUGGAAAGCGUACAUCUUGGAAGCAAACAAAAGUCGACUGGUUCUUAUGGAUAACACCACAAAGUGUAUCAUGCCUACAAAAUCUCUAACUUCCCCUGCCUUGUAUACCUGCGUCUCGUCACGCAAAGCUUAUUUAGACAUGUAUCACGUUAAACUGCCUGUCUUUACAGCAUUUAAGGAACCCAUAUUCCUAGAGGACAUUGACUCGGACAGCGAGGACCUAGACACACAGAGUGAAGAUAGUUUUGUGCCCGAUAGUCGCGUACCAGUCGGAUAUAUUUAUAUCAACCUUGACCGCGACAUUUUUCUCUUGUCCUGUUUCUGCCGAGACGAUUUCAACCUAGGCAAGCUAAAGCUUGCGGAUAAUCAGAGAACGACCAUCUUGUUCGAGAGUGCAUGUUUGCCAGCAUGGCGUCGCAAUCUCAUGAAACACUUUAUGGAAGUCAAAGUUCGCUCUCGUAAAGGAACUCCCCGUCGGAUUUCUAAUCUGGUAGAUGACAAUGACCACGAUUUCAGUAGCAAGGAAUACAGCCUGCGUCAAACCUGCCGCCAUAUUUAUUUAUUUUCCAACCGUUGUCACCAUCAGACUCCCCUUGAUGACUGCCACAGCCGUCGUUUGUUCUUAGACGACUUGAUGACCCUCUCGGGCGAAGAAGUGUUGAAAAAAUGGGAUUCGCAUUCGUUUCUUUACGAAGGCAUAAUGCUGAGGCAAUCUUCAUGGGCAGACAUGUAA
Messenger RNA from Daldinia caldariorum, 792 nucleotides. RefSeq lists its product as uncharacterized. The coding region runs from base 1 to 792 and encodes 263 amino acids. The record is from RefSeq and is a predicted model, not a curated record. The transcript is spliced from 2 exons. NCBI's taxonomy places the organism in Eukaryota, Fungi, Ascomycota, Sordariomycetes, Xylariales, Hypoxylaceae.